Molecule: messenger RNA, 2217 nt
Organism: Aspergillus sclerotioniger CBS 115572
Lineage: Eukaryota; Fungi; Ascomycota; Eurotiomycetes; Eurotiales; Aspergillaceae
Product: DNA-protein crosslink repair co-factor UBX5
Exons: 2
Coding region: 335-1876 (513 amino acids)
Biological process (GO): proteasome-mediated ubiquitin-dependent protein catabolic process
Cellular component (GO): nucleus
Molecular function (GO): ubiquitin binding
Source: RefSeq, a predicted model, not a curated record
CUAGGUAUUAACACCACUAAUCCAGGUUGUUUGUGCUUCAUCCCCUUGCACCGUCUCCUGAAGCACCCGUGCAGAACCCUCAGGUAGCCCUCAUCUCUUCUAUGCUCCUAUCUACGGUCAUACAUCAAAGGCAUCUCGACUUCAUCACUUUGUCCUCAUCGAUCACUGCCUCGCACCCUCAUUGCAGUUUGCAGCUGUUUGCAUCACUUUGCUUGCCUUCAGCCUUUCUGUUGGCUUCUGCUGCAUACGACCUCCCGUCACACUGACCUGAUACCCCCAUCUUUCUUCCUCCGUCGCUUCUUCCUCCAAGCUUUCUCAGUGCCUUGUGCCCGUCAUGGACGGCGAUGUGGUGGCACAGUUCGCUGAGAUCACCGGCUCAAAGCCAGAGCUGGCCGCCCAGUAUCUGCAGCUGGCUGAUUUCAAUAUUGAACAGGCUGUGCAACUUUUCUUCGAGAAUGGCGGUGCGCCACUGACUGACGAACCCUUACCGUCGGUCUCCACCCCUCAGCAACCCUCCAAUGCUGGCGGCGGAGUUGUUCAAGUCGACUCGGAUGACGACGUCACGAUAGACGAGACUCGCUCUGCACCUCGGAACCACCCCUCGCACGGCGCUACCCUUGAAGAUGAUGCGGCCAUGGCUCGUCGUCUCCAAGAAGAGAUGUACGGAGGAGGAGAUACUGAAGAGAAUGUGCGUGCGCCGAUGGCUCGUACGACGGAGACCCUAGUAGGGCCUGAGGCGGACUUUGAUGAUGGCGAUAUGCAUGCCAGCAUAUUAGGCCAACUGCGCGCGCGCCAGCAACGAAACAACCGGCCUGGGAUCUUCAACCAGAGAGACACAUCGAUAUGGACUGGGGAUGAGGAAUCCUCACAACGUGAAAGAUUGGCUGCAGCGACUGGAGGGGCUUCUGAGGCCUCGAACAAGUCGAAUAUGCUGGCCGAGAUGUAUCGCCCUCCAUUUGACAUCAUGUCUAGGCUCCCAUGGGAUUUGGCUCGACAGGAAGGCCGCGACAAUGAAAGGUGGUUGAUGGUCAAUAUCCAGGACCCCUCUGUCUUUGACUGCCAGGUUUUGAACAGAGACCUCUGGAAGGAUCCUGCGGUGAAAGAAACCGUUAAGGAGCAUUUCAUCUUCAUGCAGUAUUCCAAAGAUGACCCUCGUGCAGGACCUUAUUUGCAGUACUACUUCCAGGCGAGCAACGUUUCUGAUAACUAUCCUCACAUUGCGAUCGUCGAUCCAAGGACUGGAGAACAGAUGAAGGUCUGGUCGGGCCCUCCCGUAAUCAAGGUCUCGGAUUUCCUGAUGCAACUCCACGAAUUCCUCGACCGGUACAGUCUGAAGCACAAUGUGCGAAACCCCGUGGCGAAGCGGAAACCGGAGAAGAAGGAGAAGGGUAUUGAUGCAAUGACCGAGGAAGAGAUGUUGGAGAUGGCCAUGAGAAACAGUCUGGGUGAUGAGGCGUCGCAACCUCCGAAGGUGGAGGAUCCCGAUGACCUCACUAGAAGCACCGAAGAUGUGAAGGGCAAGGGAAGGGCCGUAGACGAGGAUGUCGGCAUGGAAGAGGCUGAAGGACCCGAACAAAGCGCUUUCUCCUCCAUCCCGGACGAUCGAUUCCAUACGGAGCCCCCCGCAGACCCUGCUACUACCACGCGCAUUCAGUUCCGGCACCCAUCUGGACGGGUGAUCCGGCGUUUUGCUUUGUCGGACCCUGUCCAGCGGAUUUAUGAAUGGCUCAAGGCCGAGCCCCCGUUGGCCGAUAAAGCCGGGGUAGGGUUUGAACUUAAUGCUAUGGGUCGCAACCUUAUUGACUCGCUGGGCCAGACCGUUGCUGAUGCUGGACUGAAAAACGGCACGGUCAUGAUAGGAUAUUUGGAGGAAUAGUCAGGGACAUGGCUUGCGGGCAUUGAACGUUGCCCUGAAGAUAGAACUUGGAGAUCCUGGCCGGAAGCCCAAGAGGGCUGUCGGGACUGGGGCCUAUUGCUCCUCUAGAAGCUUCGGUUGUUGGGGAUGGAUGCCUUUGUUUGAUACAAAUAGGCAUUUCUCUGGAAGCGGAGCACCGGCCAGGGACUGGCGGCAAACUUUCUUCUAUCAUGAACACCCUGUCAUCCUUAUCUAGUAAUUACCCUCGACUUGCGAGGAUGCAGGAGAAUUUAAUGGGUUUAUUAAAACAAAAGAACAGGGAAAGGAGAAGAAAAAGACAAGAAAACUUACCAUAAACAGAG